AUGAUGUUGCUCUCUUCACUUUUGUUGUUGAGUGUUUUGGGAAGUGUCUUUGGGGGCUUUCGUGUCCCUAUAUUGAGUGCACCUAUAAAUUCCUUUCCUGCACCAACUUUCAACGGUUUUAAAAGUCUUAACCAAGAAUAUUUUGAUAAAGUGACAACCUAUGAUGUUUGGCAGACACCAAGGAGCGUAGGAGAGGGGAUAAGUCCAUUCGAUGUUAUUGUGGACUCUACUCUUGAUACAAUAAUUCAAGACGCUUACGUACUGCUUGACCGAGGUAAUCUCACAAUUCAGAUGCUCGAGACAAAAAAGUUAUAUAACUGCACGGUUUGUUAUUCCGUGAAGAAUGAAGAUCUUACAAAUUACACUGAUCUUACCAUGAGGAACUUAACAAAUUUGGGGGACAAGACAAUUGGAGAAAUUCACGCAUUUGCUGUUGAAGCAAUGGAGAAGAAAUUUUGUUUCAACAUGACAGUCUUGGAACAAAUGCUGAAUCUUUCGUCUUUAAGGGUGAUCAAUGACCAAUGGCCUUCAUUUGUACCACAUAUCGUUUCUGCGGCUAUAAAAUGCCGUGCUGAUCAACUUGGUGUAACUGUCUCCGAACUGGCGGAACUUUUAAACACAAAUAAUGAAACAUUGUACGGCUAUAACAUGAAUCAACUCGAUGACAUAUUUUUCCCCGCGUUUGACGACUUGGUUGCUCGUAAGAAUCUGUUUGAAAAUCAAUCGUUCUCCGUUGCUAUAGCAGGAAUGACGGUUGCUGAAUGGCUAUCUAAGACUAUGGCGUACUAUGCAAAUACUACAAGCAAGUUCUCAGUACGUCAUCUUGAGAUAUUAUACAGAUGGAAAUCGGCACAGCUUUUCGCCAUAGAAAAUAUAAUGUUGUCCAGUUAUUUCUCUCAAUGCAAUUCUCUUUCAACUGUUGGCUCUGCCUUUGAUCUAUCUAAGACAAUAUUUGGAUAUCAAACUACACUUCCUUCAUGUAAUGUUGCCUUUGUUUUAUCUCGAUCUUUGGGUGAAGAUGAAGUCAGAUUCAAUCUUGCUACGAUCACGGACAGAAAUAUUUUAAACAUUGUAAGAAACGCAAGUGGUAUUAGUAGCUGGUUUAAUUUUUAUCAGUUGCUGUUCACAAUUUCUGAAGGUAUUUGGAUGGAGACUCCUCUUGUUUCUCAAGUUCAACUGGCCCAAAGCCUCUCCAAUGUUCAAAUCCUCACCUAUUCGGUUCCACAAAUCGCGUACGCAAUCAGAACUUUAAAUAGUACUGGUGCAUUGAGUAACAUUAUGAAGAACAAUUAUCAGCAAUAUCUUUCACUCUUGUUGCAAACGUAUGGCUUUUCAAAAUCCGGUCUCGCCUCCUUAACAGGACAAACUGAAGCUCAAAUCGACGAUUUAACGAUACAAGAGGCUCACAGUCUCGUAUUUGAAGCGUUAUAUCUGCGAUACGAUAUUGUUGAAUUUUUAAGCAAGUUUAAUCCAGCAGGCGUGGACAAAUAUGUUGCCAUUAAUCUUCCCUCAUUUGAAUGGUACCGACUGGUAAAAGCAGCUAUUGAGAAAUCAUUUGAUCAACUAUCAAUAGCUUUCUCGACAAAUCUUACAGCAGGAACAGGUGGUGUUUCAGUUGUGGCACUUGCAGAUGGAACAUCUUCAAUUAGAGUUCAAACGGGUAGCGCACCCAGUACCUUUGUAAUCACAGUAACUCAUUUGGCGUCAUGCUUGGGUACCACAGUAUCAGAAAUAUACCAAAGAACCAUGUCUGGGUAUCAAACACUGUAUCAAAGCUCAGCGGUACCACUGAUGAAUAAAAAGAUCGUUUUGGAAACGGAAAAGUUUGAAGAUUUGUUAGCGAGACUUGGAACAACAUUUGGAAAUAUUGACAGUGAAACUGUUGGUGAAACAAUCCAGAAUCGCGUUGGACUGACCGCAGAACAGUUGCGUUGCAUGUAUGGAUGGUCAUCUGAAUUCACAUCUUUCCUGUUUGGAAUAAGCUGGAGAAAUGUUAGCUCGUUCCGCCUUUGUGGCAAUUUCGUCUCUUGGCCUCUUCAUAGGAUUGCUUUGGCACUAAAAUAUUCCACGCCAACUAUUUGUGAAUUAUGUUCCACGAACCCUUGUGAUGCUAACGCAAACUGUACCAACACAGUCGGUUCAUAUACUUGUACUUGUCAUACUGGUUUCUCUGGAAAUGGACGAACUUGUACAGAUAUCGAUGAAUGCGUAUUAAAGACUGAUGACUGUAGCACGAAUGCUAACUGUGCAAACACUAUUGGCUCAUUCACGUGUCAGUGUAAGACAGGUUAUUCUGGAGACGGAAGAACUUGCAUAGAUAUUGAUGAAUGCUUGUUAAAUAUUGAUAACUGUGGUCAAAAUGCUAAUUGUGCAAAUACACAAGGAAGUUUCACUUGUACAUGCAGGGCUGGUUAUAGUGGAGAUGGUCUAUCUUGUAAUGACAUAAACGAGUGUACUCUCGAUCUACAUAAUUGCCAUGUUAAUGCCACAUGUACUAACAUAUUUGGUUCGUUUACUUGUCAAUGUAAUUCUGGGUUUACUGGAAAUGGAGUCAUUUGUGGUGAUAUUAACGAGUGUACAACUGGUACUCACGACUGUCAUCCUAACACCAACGAGGCUUCGUGUACAAACACGAUUGGUUCAUUUAGGUGCGCUUGUAAAACUGGUUUUACAGGCGAUGGAAAAACAUGUACAGAUAUCAACGAAUGCGUCCUAGAUACUGACAACUGUCAUACUCAAGCUAGCUGCACAAACAACCAUGGAUCUUACACAUGUGCGUGCAACGUUGGUUGGACUGGAAAUGGAUUUUCUUGUAUUGACAUCGAUGAAUGUGCUAGUAAUACAGAUAAUUGUCAUAACACCCGAGCGACAUGUAACAACAACCCUGGGUCCUUUUCAUGUGCUUGUAAUGCUGGAUACAGUGGAAAUGGCACCAACUGUGUUGAUAUUGACGAAUGCGCACUUGGAACUGACAACUGUGACGGUCAAGCAACUUGUUCUAAUACGAUCGGAUCAUUUAUCUGCACCUGUAAGAUUGGUUACACAGGGGAUGGAGUGACGUGUACAGAUAUCGAUGAAUGCCAGCUCAAUUUAGACAAUUGUCAUUUGAAUGCGACAUGUACCAAUACAGAAGGCUCAUUCAUUUGUGCUUGUCGACCAGGUUUUACAGGAGACGGUCUUGUAUGUACAGAUAUUGACGAGUGCGCACAGGGCACCGAUCUCUGUGACAGACAAAAUGGACGUUGUUUCAAUGUCAAGGGAUCGUACACUUGUACUUGCAAUGACGGCUACCGUGGAGACGGAAGGACUUGUGUAGACAUUGACGAGUGUGCAGAACAAACUGACAAUUGUGACGCUAAUGCUCAGUGUACAAACAAUCCUGGUAAUUUCAGCUGUGCUUGUAAACCUGGCUUUUCUGGAAAUGGAGUCGUUUGUGACAACAUCAACGAAUGUGCUCUUGGAAUUCACAACUGUCAUGUGAACGCCACGUGUACAGAUACCAUUGGUUCAUUUACAUGUCAGUGCAAGACUGGAUUCCAAGGCAAUGGAGUAUCUUGUACAGACAUUGAUGAGUGUGCGACGAAUAUAGACACAUGUAGUUCAGAUGGCAUUUGUGAGAAUACAAUGGGAAGUUAUACUUGUAGAUGUAAAGUUGGUUUCAGUGGAGAUGGCAGAACAUGCACAGAUAUCGACGAGUGCAUAUUGGGUACACAUAAUUGCGAUCCCAACGCAAAUUGCGCAAACACAAGAGGAUCCUUUACCUGUACUUGUAAGACUGGUUUUGAAGGAAAUGGAGCCAGUUGCACAGAUAUUGAUGAGUGUGCACGUGCAAUUCACAACUGCCCAAGCUCCUCAACUUGUGUUAAUACCCAGGGAUCGUUCAUAUGCCAGUGUGGAUCCGGUUUAAGGCUACUAAACGGUGUCUGUGUUGAUAUCAACGAAUGCGAUUCUGGUUUACAUAACUGUCAUAUACAUGCCAAUUGUUUUAACAGCUUCGGGGCAUUUUCCUGCGUGUGCAAAACUGGAUAUGCUGGGAAUGGUACAUACUGCGAAGAUAUCGACGAAUGUGCAGCUAAUACUGACAAUUGUCACGUGAAAGCUGAUUGCACGAACACGAUUGGUUCUUUUACCUGUAAUUGUCACGUUGGUUAUGAAGGAAAUGGUACCAAUUGUGAUGAUAUUGACGAGUGUGGAAGAAAUAUGGACAAUUGUCAUACCAACGCCAACUGUACCAACAUUGUGGGAUCAUUCCAAUGUGCCUGCAAAACAGGAUACAAUGGAAAUGGAGUCAUUUGUUCAGAUAUUGACGAGUGUUUAUUAAACCAAGAUAAUUGUCACAGCAAUGCACAGUGUUCAAAUACACAAGGAUCGUUUAAGUGCAUCUGUAAUACAGGCUACACUGGAGAUGGAAGAACUUGUAAUGAUAUUGAUGAGUGCAAUCGGAAUACUGAUGACUGUCAUCAAUUUGCCACCUGCACCAACACCGUCGGUUCAUUUGAAUGUCGAUGUAAUGUAGGGUAUGAAGGAGAUGGUGUAAACUGUCGAGAUGUUGAUGAAUGCCUUAAUAAUCUUGAUAACUGUGCUGUGGGUAUUGCCACGUGCACAAACACUGAGGGCUCUUAUACCUGUGCUUGUAAUCCUGGGUACUCUGGAAAUGGGCGUGUGUGUGUUGACGAUGAUGAAUGUACACUUGGAACUGACAAUUGUCACGAUACGUUAGCAAUCUGCACGAACACACCUGGAUCAUUUGAGUGUACAUGUAAAGCAGGCUUUAAUGGAGACGGGGUCAACUGUACCGAUAUCGGGGAAUGCAACAGAAACCCUUGUCAUGUAAACGCAAUCUGUACAAAUACAUUUGGAGGCUUUAACUGUAGCUGUAAACCUGGUUAUGCUGGAAACGGUUUAACAACAUGUAAUGAUAUCAAUGAAUGUAACGGCAAUCCGUGUCAUCAAUUCGCCACUUGUAAAAACACUGAUGGAUCGUUUACCUGCACCUGUAAUACCGGGUAUGCCGGAAAUGGCUUCAUCUGUCUAGAUGUGGACGAAUGCUUGGAUCCGAACAGAUGUCAUAAUUCAGCAACAUGCGCAAAUACCGUAGGAUCAUUUACAUGUACAUGUAAUCCUGGCUAUUCUGGAGAUGGAUUCGCUUGUAUUAAUAUCAACGAGUGUUUGACAGAUCCUUGUGACCCAAAUGCCAAGUGCGAUGAUCUUCCAGGUACUUUCACGUGUACGUGUAACACAGGCUAUAAAGGAGAUGGAUUUACUUGCACAAAUAUCGACGAAUGUACGACAUUGAGUCCUUGUAGUGUUGAUGCGGUCUGUGCUGACACUCCUGGCUCUUUCACGUGUACUUGUAAAACAGGUUUCAUAGGAAAUGGAUUAACAUGUGCAGAUAUUGAUGAAUGCGAUAAUAACCCAUGUGACACAAACGCUACAUGUACAAACACACGAGGCACUUAUCUUUGUAAUUGUAACUCUGGAUUCGCCGGAGACGGAGUCACCUGUGUCAAUAUCAACGAAUGCAGAAAUGAUCCAUGCCAUGCUCAAGCCACUUGUGUAGACACGCUUGGUUCCUACACUUGUACCUGCAACCAAGGAUAUACUGGAAAUGGUGUCCUUUGUGAAGAUAUCAACGAAUGUACCAAUUCAACAACUUCUCCGUGCCACGCUAGGGCUACCUGUACUAACACACAAGGAUCUUAUAGAUGUGCUUGCAAUAUUGGUUACUCUGGAGAUGGAAAGCUUCUUUGUAAUGAUAUCGAUGAAUGUCUCGGUAACCCAUGCAGCGUCCAUGCAACUUGUGCAAAUGGAGUUGGAUCAUUUCAAUGCACGUGUAAGCCUGGCUUUAACGGAAAUGGACUAUUUUGCUCAGACAUCAAUGAAUGUGAGCAAAAUCCAUUCCCUUGUGCUGCUGGUCGAGCCACUUGUACAAAUCUGAUUGGUUCAUACAUGUGUAACUGCACUACUGGUUUUACUGGCGAUGGUGCUGUCUGCACUAAUAUCGACGAAUGUCAAACGACUCCUUGUGACACCAAUGCACGAUGUCAAGACACGAUUGGCUCCUUCCUCUGUACUUGUAAUACAGGAUUCUUUGGCAAUGGAUUCAAUUGUGCGGACAUCGACGAAUGUAAAGUAUCAAGUUCUUGUCAUUCCCAAGCUACAUGCAAAAACAAUAUAGGAUCGUUCACUUGUAGUUGUAAUACUGGAUACGUGGGAAAUGGUCAAAUCUGUGUUGAUAUUAACGAGUGUCCAGGCAAACCAUGUGAUCCUAACGAUAACGCUAACUGUACAAACAGCCCUGGAUCCUACUUAUGUCGUUGUCACACUGGCUUCCAAGGAAAUGGAUUGAUUUGUAAUGAUAUCAACGAAUGUGAUGUAACUAGACCCUGCAACACCCUGGCCAACUGCGUCAACACGAUUGGUUCUUUCCAAUGUAGUUGUCAGACAGGUUAUUCCGGAAAUGGUCUUCAGUGUGCUGAUAUCAACGAGUGCUUGAGGGCCUCUUGUGAUGUAAACGCUGACUGUUCGAAUUCACCUGGGUCAUUUGAUUGUUCCUGCAAAACAGGAUACACUGGAAACGGAUUAAGUUGUUCCGAUAUUGAUGAAUGUGCUGGAUCACCAUGUCAUACUGAUGGUUCUUGUGCUAAUACUCCGGGUUCUUUCCAAUGCACGUGCAAACCUGGAUACUCUGGAAAUGGUUUCGUUUGUCUCAACACUGACGAGUGUGCCAGUGGGACUCAUAAUUGCAGUCAGUUUGCUACAUGCACAGAUACUGCUGGAUCUUAUGAAUGUAAUUGCAAUCCAGGGUACACUGGAGAUGGAAGGACGUGUACAGAUAUUGAUGAAUGUGUUUUAUUCAAUUUCUGUCACGUGGAUGCCAAAUGUACAAAUACGCAGGGUUCCUUCACAUGUGCCUGUAAUCCUGGUCACACUGGUGAUGGUAAAACAUCUUGUGUUGAUAUUGACGAGUGUUUGACAAAUCCAUGUUCUCCUAACGGUACCUGCACGAACAGCAAAGGUUCAUUUGAUUGUAAAUGUAAACCAGGAUUCACUGGAAAUGGCGAAAUAUGUAAUAACAUCAAUGAAUGUGCAGUAGACAGUCCAUGCCAUUCAAAUGCAAAUUGCACGGACACAUUUGGUUCUUUCAUUUGCAAGUGUAAAACUGGCUACACCGGAGAUGGUUUUAUCUGUACUGAUAUUGAUGAAUGCCAAACAAAUCCAUGUCACGCUAUUGCUGCGUGUCAAAAUAUGCCCGGAAGCUAUACAUGUGCGUGUAAUGUUGGGUACUCCGGAGACGGCUUUAAUUGUGUGGAUAUCAAUGAAUGUGAUAAUGACCCAUGCCAUGCCAAUGCCAGGUGUACUAAUAAUGCUGGAUCAUUUUCGUGUGCCUGUAAUUCUGGUUAUGAGGGAUCAGGUUUCAUAUGCACUGACAUAAACGAGUGUAUUGAUCCAGCGUUAAAUACAUGUCAUCAAAAUGCUGAUUGCUUAAACAUCCCUGGGUCACACCAGUGUCGCUGUAAAGUUGGAUACACUGGAAAUGGAAUCCAGUGUGUAGACAUAAACGAAUGUCUUACUGCAACGUCUUGUCACAUCAAUGCAAAUUGUACCAAUACGGACGGAUCGUUUGAGUGUGCCUGUAGAGCGGGUUAUGUUGGAGAUGGUAUUAACUGCGCAGACAAAGACGAAUGUUUAGAUAAUCCUUGCCACACAAAUGCCACGUGCGAAAACAGGGAUGGUACCCACCGUUGUUACUGUAAAACUGGUUUUAGUGGAGAUGGACAAUUUUGUGCCGAUAUCGACGAAUGUUUGACCAAUCCCUGUCACGUUGAUGCCACGUGUACAAACACAAUUGGCAGCCAUUACUGUACUUGCAAGGAUGGUUAUAGAGGAAAUGGAUUGCACUGUACAGACAUGAAUGAAUGUGAUGCGAACCCAUGUCACAGAUUUGCAACAUGCACAAACCGUGCCGGGACCUACCAAUGUGCUUGCAAUGCUGGUUUCUCUGGAGAUGGAGUUAAUUGUGUUGACAUUGAUGAAUGUCUGACCAACACGGACGACUGCGCACAUGGAUCAUCAGGAACAUGUACAAAUACAAAUGGAGGUUUUAUUUGUACUUGUAACACAGGAUACACUGGAAAUGGAAAGAUAUGUGUUGACAUCAAUGAGUGCGAUGAUUAUCCGUGUCACGUGAACGGUAUUUGCAGGAACACGCCUGGU
Molecule: messenger RNA, 8217 nt
Organism: Dendronephthya gigantea
Lineage: Eukaryota; Metazoa; Cnidaria; Anthozoa; Malacalcyonacea; Nephtheidae
Product: fibrillin-2-like
Exons: 52
Molecular function (GO): calcium ion binding
Source: RefSeq, a predicted model, not a curated record